This is a messenger RNA of Physeter macrocephalus (sperm whale), 492 nucleotides long. Its product is annotated as long intergenic non-protein coding RNA 3042. NCBI's taxonomy places the organism in Eukaryota, Metazoa, Chordata, Mammalia, Artiodactyla, Physeteridae. The record is from RefSeq and is a predicted model, not a curated record.
AUGGAGAUGAGGGGGGCACAGAUAUUGGAGAUCCUCCUGCCAAGACCCUGGGAGGAAGCCAGGAAGAGAUGCCUGGCCAGGGAAGAGGUGAGCCCCAUGGGGAAAGGACUACUCACAGCUGAGGAGGUUAUUCAGAGACUUGGACUUGGAAAGGGCCCUGGAGAUGGUGGGGUCCAGUCCCGGAAACUGGCUGAGGAGCAUUGGAGCAAGAGACCGAAACCAGCCAUAGAGGAGGACGGGAAGGAGAGGGUUGAACAGUGAUCAGAAAGACAAAGAACAGGCGGUUUGGAAGAGCCAAGACCAUAAAUCGUAAUCGCUUGCAGACGCCGGUGCAUCUUGUCACUGAAUGUGGAGGUGGCUGGGCUGCCGAAGGUGCAACAGUACAAGUGCCUUGUUCUUUGUCCUCCAGCCACACUGGACUCCUUUCUAGCCCUUGAACCCACCAAGCUCUUUCCUGCCUCAAGGCCUCCGCUGGGGUCCCUUCUGCCUUGA